Messenger RNA from Moesziomyces antarcticus, 1689 nucleotides. Its product is annotated as MFS quinate transporter QutD. The transcript has a single exon. Gene Ontology annotation, molecular function: carbohydrate:proton symporter activity. Gene Ontology annotation, cellular component: membrane. Gene Ontology annotation, biological process: carbohydrate transport; transmembrane transport. The record is from RefSeq and is a predicted model, not a curated record. Bases 1 to 1689 code for a protein of 562 amino acids. NCBI's taxonomy places the organism in Eukaryota, Fungi, Basidiomycota, Ustilaginomycetes, Ustilaginales, Ustilaginaceae.
AUGCGGAACUUUUUCAGACAACACGACACCUCGCCCUACCCGGCUCCUCCCGAGGUCUACAACAAGAGGAUCUGGAUCAUGAUGCUCUCGGCGUCCAUGAGCGCGGGCAUGUUCGGGUACGACUCGAGCUUCUUGGGCGGCACCCUCUCUUUGCCAUCUUUUAAGCAUACCUUUGGCCUCUCCGACUCGCUCGGUGCCUUGAAGCUCGCAGCCCUCUCGAGCCACAUCGUUUCCACCUUCCAGGCUGGCUGCUUCUUCGGGUCCCUUUCCACUUAUCCCCUCGUGGAGCGCUUCGGCAUGCGCUACUGCUUCUUCCUCGCAUCCUUCCUCUUUGUCCUCGGUUCCAUCCUCCAGACCGUCAGCACCGGUCAGCUCGCCAUGAUCUACGCCGGCAGGGCGCUCACCGGCCUCGCCAUCGGCAACGCCUACCUGCUCGGCCCGGCAUACGUGUCGCUCAACUCGCCUCCCGCGAUCCGCGGAAAGAUGGUUGGCCUCCUCGAGUGCGUCUACCAGGCCUUCCAAGUCACUGGCUUCUGGAUCAACUAUGGCGUCAACAAGCACGUCAGCCCCCACUCCAACACCCAGUGGAGGAUCCCCGUCGCAUUCCAAAUCCUGCCAGGCACCCUGCUCGCCGUACUCAUGUUCUUCCAGCCCGAAGCUCCACGCUGGCUCAUCAACAAGGGUCGAGAAGAGGAGGGCAUCCGCAACCUCUGCUACCUUCGCAAUCUGCCCCAAGAUCAUCCCUACAUCCAAUUUGAGAUUCAGCAGAUCAAGGACCAGAUCCAAUCCGAGCAUGCCACAGGUCACAAGGACUCGUUCGCCAGCAAGCUCGGCGAGGCGUUCGGCGCCAACAACCGCUCGAGACUCUUGCUCGGCUUCGCCGUCAUGCUCCUUCAGAACUUUUCGGGCAUCAACGCUUUGAACUACUACAGCGCCACGCUCAUCCGCAACGUCGGCUUCAAGGGAACCUCGGUCUCGCUCCUAGCCACAGGCGUGUAUGGAUUGGAAAAGGCCUUUGUCACGCUCAUCUUCAUGUCCUUCUUCGUAGAUACGCUUGGCAGGAGAAAGGCGCUGCUCAUCGGAUCUCUCGGCGCCGCAUCGGGCAUGCUCUAUCUCGGCAUCUACACAAACGUCUCCCACAGCUUCACCAAGACGCCUCCGCGCGAUGCAGGCUCCUCCAUGGCCCUUGCCGCCAUCUACUGGUACACGUUCUGGUACGCCAUGUCGUGGAACGGAAUCCCAUUCAUGUUCUGCGCAGAAGUCUUCCCCGCAAGGAUCCGCAUGCUCUGCAUGACGAUGACCACCUGCAUGCAGUGGUUGGCGCAGUUCAUCAUUGUCUACUCGCUCCCCUACAUGGUCGUCAGCAUCAAAGGCUACGUCUUCAUCUUCUUUGCGGCCUGGACCACCUUCUCCUUCUUCUUUACACUCUUCCUCAUGCCAGAGACCAAGGGUGUGCAACUCGAAGACAUGGACAUCCUCUUCAACAUCAAGGGUACCGCCUUCCGCAAGGACCGCGAAUUCAAACGCGUCGUAGCCGAGAGGGCCCAAGAUACGCUCAACGGCCAAACGGCGGACGUGCAGGCGUUUCACGUCGCGACUAAGGACCAAGACGUAGAGUCCAACGCUUCCCUGCAGGACAAGCACGAUGCCGGGCAUUUUGGUGCUUCGCUCUCUACACGCGAUGCCUAG